This is a messenger RNA of Phanerochaete carnosa HHB-10118-sp, 714 nucleotides long. RefSeq lists its product as uncharacterized. The coding region runs from base 1 to 714 and encodes 237 amino acids. Lineage: Eukaryota; Fungi; Basidiomycota; Agaricomycetes; Polyporales; Phanerochaetaceae. The record is from RefSeq and is a predicted model, not a curated record. The transcript has 3 exons.
AUGUCGAGUACCCCAGACCAGGAGCUUGUGUUUCUCCAGUCUACGGAUUGCCAACGAGCGCACUGGAAACUCGCGCACAAGGACAGCUGCAUCCCCCAUCAUGGUCUUAUGAAACCUGUAGACGCCAUUGACGCGUCAGGCAGCCUGCUGAGGGAACCUGGAAUGGGCACCGAAGAGCGCCGCAUUCUUGAUAUGGGCAAGAAGUUCAGCAAGUGGAUGGACACAUGGCGCCCAACGCUCGUCGAGUUCGCACUUGUAUCGCUUGACCUAGCGAAUUAUCCCGAGAGGGCAAAGACGCAUUGCACCGCAAUAUGGACGCAUCCGAAUACCAAGCCACACACUGACAAGCUGCGAGAUUUCGUGAUCAGCCGCAUCAAUAUUUACACCCUGGAACGCAUCGUCGAGAUUUUGCCUGACAUGGUCAAGUCUGUCGGCAAGAUGGGCCCAGGCGACGUGCCGCUGAUGCCGUUCAUCACGGUGCUGGACGACCCACUCGAUGCGCAAACGCGCACGCGUGUGCUGCAAUGCAAGGGUGAUCCGAAUUUCCUUGCCGAAUACAUCAACCGCGACAAGGGAUACAGCAAAAUCUGUGCGCAACUCGCGGAGCACAACCUUCGUAUCGCGGCGGACACGCUUGAUCCCACCGUCGCAGGUAACUUGUUCAGGGCGUAUGAGAAGAUGGGACAGAUUCCGAUGCUGCAGCCGAGUUCGUAG